Nomascus leucogenys (northern white-cheeked gibbon) is the source of this 1293-nucleotide messenger RNA. RefSeq names its product radical S-adenosyl methionine domain-containing protein 1, mitochondrial-like. NCBI's taxonomy places the organism in Eukaryota, Metazoa, Chordata, Mammalia, Primates, Hylobatidae. The record is from RefSeq and is a predicted model, not a curated record. Gene Ontology annotation, biological process: porphyrin-containing compound biosynthetic process. Gene Ontology annotation, cellular component: cytoplasm. Gene Ontology annotation, molecular function: coproporphyrinogen oxidase activity; 4 iron, 4 sulfur cluster binding.
CGGCUGCGCACGCACAGUGAUCCCUGCUCGCGUCUCCUGUUGGGGUCCGUGCCCUGCGCUGCGCUGGGCGCCAUGGCGUUCCCCGGAGCCCGGGCCCGCGUCUGGGCGGCAGCAGCCAGAGCGGCCCAGAGGAGCCGCCGCGUGGAGAACGCAGGAGAGUCCCCGAGUCCUGAGCCUGCGGGCCGGCGCGCGGCGCUUUACGUACACGGGCCUUACUGCGAGAAGCGCUGCAGUUACUGCAACUUCAACAAGUACAUCCCUCGCCACGUGGAGGAGGCUGGCAUGCAGAAGUGUCUGGUGACCGAAGCGCAGACGCUGUUGCGGCUCAGCGGGGUGCAAUGGGUGGAGUCUGUGUUCUUUGGUGGGGGGACCCCCAGUCUAGCCAGUCCCCACACGUUGGCUGCUGUCCUGGAGGCUGUGGCACAGACAGCCCACCUGCCUGCAGACUCGGAAGUCACAUUGGAGGCUAAUCCUACUUCAGCUCCGGGCUCCAGACUGGCAGAGUUCGGGGCAGCAGGGGUCAACAGGUUGUCUAUAGGCCUCCAGUCCCUAGAUGACACUGAGCUCCGGCUAUUGGGACAGACGCACUUGGCCUGCGAUGCUCUGCGGACGCUGGCAGAGGCCCGGCGCCUCUUUCCCGGGCGCGUGUCUGUGGACUUGAUGCUGGGGCUGCCGGCACAGCAGGUGGGGCCGUGGCUUGGGCAGCUGCAGGAACUGCCGCACCACUGUGACGACCACCUCUCCCUCUACCAGCUGUCCCUGGAGCGGGGAACCGCACUCUUCGCCCAGGUGCAGCGGGGUGCCCUUCCAGCCCCUGACCCGGAGCUCGCAGCUGAGAUGUACCAGAGGGGCUGGGCCGUUCUUCGGGAGGCUGGCUUCCACCAGUAUGAGGUCUCCAACUUUGCCCGGAAUGGAGCGCUCAGUACCCACAAUUGGACUUACUGGCAGUGUGGUCAGUACCUUGGCAUUGGGCCUGGGGCCCAUGGGCGAUUUAUGCCCCAGGGGGCUGGAGGCCACACCCGGGAGGCUCGGAUCCAGACACUGGAGCCUGACAACUGGAUGAAGGAGGUGAUGCUGUUUGGCCAUGGCACCCGGAAGCAUGUCCCCCUGGGCAGGCUGGAGCUGCUGGAGGAAGUUUUGGCCCUGGGGCUACGCACCGACGUGGGGAUCACUCACCAGCACUGGCAGCAGUUUGAGCCCCAGCUGACCCUGUGGGACAUGUUUGCUAGCUGGAUCACAGGGGCCUUCGGUGUUCCUGGGAGGGUCUGGCUGUGCUGGACUCUCCCUUGCUGA